AUGAACAGCCUAGCAUUGCGCAGGCAGCAGACAUGGGCGGGCGACAAUGCUCUCAGCCCGCGCCCGCUGUAUGACUUCCCUUCGCCGACUUCCAACUACCCGUCCGGCAUAGGCGCUCCGUCACCCAGCUUCUAUCCCAUGGCCUACCAGAUCUCUCCGCGAUUCGGUGCCAGUGCUUUCAUUCCACCACCAGAUGUUUUCGGAGACGGGCGCAAAGAGGCAGCGCACGAUCAUGGGCCGUUUACACCGCGCGCAUUGAGGAAGCGCAACUCUGAGGUGCUGAACACAGACCCAGUGGCUAUGCACUUGCUAGUGGAAACGGCUAUGGGCGACAGUCAAUACUUCGAUGUCCUCACAGUGGAAGAGGUGGAGGCGUUGAAGCAGGAGCAGAAGACACUGGAUGCGCGGCUGGUGACAGUGCGGAAGAAGCUGGAGUCCGAGACGAAGAUACGUGAUGCGACACGCUCGCUGAGCCGUUUAGCAUCGAAGAAGGAGAAUGGGCACUCCCGUGGAGUAGGCAGCAAGGGCAGCAAUGCGGUGCAGGAUCUCAAGUCGCAGGAGGGUCUGGAUGCUAGCAACAAGAAGGUCGAAGAGCUGAUCAGGGAUCUUUUGGAGACUGAGUCCCGUAUGCGCAUGAUCGACAUGCAACUCCUGAUGCACACCGCUGCCGUGCUGCAGCUCACACACAAGGGCCCCAAGAAGCGGAACGAUGGAUCUGGCAUGUCGGACGACGGUUAUCGAAGACCCGACAGUCCUGCAAGUUUGGAAACAUACGAUAUUGGGCGCACGAACGGUGCGCGUGGUGACGAGUACUUCGACGAGAGGAGCUUCUACCGCACUCCAGAGAACCUGGACACGCUGAUGAACGUGCUGCAAAGCGGGGUACUCCACCAACCGGGGCCGUCUGAGGGUCAGAGCGAGGCCAUGGGCAAGACAGCAAGGCGCCUCCAGGAGAUGAACGAGAAGCUGAGAGCAUUGCUUGCUCAGUCCAAUCCCGAGCGCGCCGCCGACUUCGCUAUACCGCCAAGUACUCCAGGCGAAUCGCCCAACGCCUUACUAGAUCGCCAACUCGAACUUCUCGAUGAGGGUCUUCGCAACAUCAGUACCGAACAUGCGAACAUGAGAGGCAAAUCCAGGCAUCCUUUGAGCGAGGUCGAAGGACGCCUCGAAGGCAUCAACAAUCAGCUUUACGCUGUGCUUAGCCGGUCCAACAUCGAAGGAGCCGAAGAGACUACCCCGCCGCCUGCCGUUACGGGUACUGAUCCUACGGAACAGCUGAACUACAUGGAGAAUGCGUUCUAUAACCUGGAGCAAGCACAGUAUGCGCUGAAAGAGCAGAUUGAUGAUCUCAAAUUCUACGCCGAAAACAACGGGCAAUCAGACUUGUCAGAUAAGUACGAGACCACGCUCAAAAGUCUUUGGCAGACCAUUCAGACUGGUGAGGAGGAAGCUCGUGAACGGAAACGUGAGCGCCGCCGCCUGUUAGAACAAGACCCUGAUGCCGAAGAACAACUAUCACCAGACGAGGACUACAACGCCAACGAGGCGUUCUCACUUGCAGCAUUUUCUGCCAAGGUUCAGUUGCUGUUCCGCCGUGCCACCAGUUUGAAGGAUAAGCAAUCCGUGCUUCUGCGUCAAAUCAAGCAGCAGCGUGAGCUGAACAGCAAAUCUGAUGCCCAGAAAGAGGCGGACUUCGAAAGACUCAACAAUCAAGUCCUUAGCGCAAGAUCUGAGAAGAUGUCUAUGGAGAACGAAUUGGAGCGUGCAAUUGGCCAAUUGCAACAGUUUGAUGGGCAAAAGUCACCGACAGAGACACAAGCGUUGCAAGAGCGCAAUGCAGGACUCGAGGCUCAACUCAUCAAUGUACAGGAGCGGGCUGUGGCCUUCGAAACUGACCUCAAGAGUGCCAAGGAGCGCACGAUAGCCUAUGAGAGUCAACUCAAGGAUGUACAAGAACGCGCGGUUGCCUUCCAAAGGCAGCUGCAAGAAGCCGAGGAGCGCACGCAGGCUCUCGAGAAAGAGUUACAAGACAAAGAAGAGCACCACAGUGCAUCUAGCGUACAAGUCCGGGAGGCCAGCGAACGUAGUGCCAGCUACGAGGCCCAGAUACGAGACGCCCAGGAACGCGCUGUUGCUCUCGAAAACAAACUCAGAGAAACGCAAGACGAAGCCCGCGCGGAGCAGGCUAGACAGGCUACAAUCCAGACUGAACUCUCGGACUCUGCUGCGAAGAUUGACGAUAUCAUGACCGCUCUCAAACAAGCGACGAUGGACAAGGAAGCCGCAGAAGCACGUUCACUUGAGACUACGAACAGCUUGAACGCCAAGGAAGAAGAGUUCCGCAACCUUGAGGGCGAAAUUGUGCGUCUUACCACCGAGCUUACUUUCGCCAAAGCGGAGCUCGACGGAGCUUACGGCACUCGCGCACAACGUGCUGCCGAUUCUGCCGCCAACCCAGCCAUUAAGAAGGAGCUGGAUGAAUUGACCGAGAAGAAUCAAGCGCUCAUUGAUGAGCUCGCGGCGCUGCGAAAGGUGCAAGAUAUAGCUUCUCAGUCCGAAGCCGAAGCUCGUCAAUCUGAGCGCAACCUCAAAGCCGAGCUGUCGGGCAUGGCUUCUGAGUACGAGGCCCUCACUCGAGACGCUAUUCAGAAUGAGAAGGAUCGUGACAUCCUCGAAUCACAGAUAGAUAAGCUGCGCGACGACAAGGAAGCCCUCGAGCGUGAGCUGAGCGACGAGAAAGUCAAAUGGCUUGGUGUAAGAAGUCCAGGCAUGCCCAGCCCAGCAGCUACCGGACAGCCUGACAUGGGAGCUACGAGCAUCAGGAUGUUGAGGGAGGACUUCAGGAAGAUGAUGAGAGAUCGAACCGCUGAAGGCUUGAAGGCACUGAGGGUGAGUUUAUCCAUGGUGUUCCCGUCAAUGAAAGAUGCUAACAAAACCACCAGGCCGAGCAAGAAGAACGAAGAAGACUCGAAGCUUUGGUCCGACAAUUACGAAAAGACGCGAAUCCACGAUCGAAUUUGUCAAAGACGACUGUGGCAACUUGAAGAGGCAUUCCUGAGACACGACUAUAAUACAUCUAAUUGCAUAUACCCAGCGUUAUGUCCAUCGCAUUGUACCGGCGUUCAAGAUGGUAGAUGGGAAGCAUAUAGAAGCACACAUCAAAUACAAAAUAUCAUUCUUGUCUGUGAGGAAGACGAGUACUAG
Molecule: messenger RNA, 3204 nt
Organism: Parastagonospora nodorum SN15
Lineage: Eukaryota; Fungi; Ascomycota; Dothideomycetes; Pleosporales; Phaeosphaeriaceae
Exons: 1
Coding region: 1-3204 (1067 amino acids)
Source: RefSeq, a predicted model, not a curated record